AUGUUGCUACCCUUGGGCCUAGAAGAGGCACAAGCUCGUGAUCCCGAGAUAGCCCGGGAGUUUGAAGGCCGUGACUUUAUCUUCCACCCGGACGGAGACCAUGGGAGCAUGUACACACACGUAGUCGACUCCAACUUGGCCUUCAUCCCCAAAUCAGUGACUCAGAUCAUCCCACGGCGUGCUCGCGUCGGCACCGUGACCGAGACUGAGUACACAACCGCGUACCUGGUGCACCCAAACGCAGCCGCCCUGGCAACUACUCGAAGCCCGCGAACAAACACCUCCACACUGAGAUCGACAAGCCCCACGGAGAUUACUCUGACCAAUGACCUACCAUAUACGGGGACAAAGCUACGACAGACCAGCUGGCCGACGUGCUCCUACAAUACAACGUCUGGUCAAACCCAGAGGUCGUCGAUGUUCCAGUUGACCGGUGGAUGA
This is a messenger RNA of Penicillium robsamsonii, 441 nucleotides long. RefSeq lists its product as uncharacterized. The record is from RefSeq and is a predicted model, not a curated record. Bases 1 to 441 code for a protein of 146 amino acids. Lineage: Eukaryota; Fungi; Ascomycota; Eurotiomycetes; Eurotiales; Aspergillaceae. The transcript is spliced from 2 exons.